GUGGAAAGGAAACAAUGGUAAAUUUGAAUCCACCUGCAGACUCCACUCCUGCCUUGAUCAGCAGGGAUGAAAACAAAAAGGUCUCGACAGAUCACACGUCGACUUCGACCACCAUGUACGAAGUAUCCGAUGCUAGCUCUUUAUCAUCUACGCUUUUUGCAUCCGAUGGCGAUACAUCAGACUCUUCGAGAAAUAAUGAGUAUUCACCUGUUGCCUCGAAACUCGUUCACACGAUAGCGUCAGGAUUUGCGAACAGCUUUGACGAGGAAACUACAAGUGAUAAGAGCACAGACGACCUUUCAACUUUGUCUAACUUCCCCCAAGAGGCAUGGGAAGCGCGCAAAAAGAAAACGCAUUUUCUACAAAGGGCUUCUUCGCCGGAAUCAGAAGUGACCCAUAUUUCCCAGGCAUCAGAGUUUUCUCCCAGAACUAUUGCUUCGCGGUGGGCUCGUCUUAGUGGUAUGACAAGUGACUCGUCUGUAUCCGAUUCUCCCUGGGUAGAUACCAGCGAUUCGUCCGAUUCUUCUUGUGGAACAAGCAGAACUGAAGGAUAUAAUUAUUCUUGGUAUAGUUUAAGUGCAGGAAACGAAAAGCCUUUUAUCACAGGCAAAUCAGACCUUGUUAAGGAUAUUGAAAGCGACAGAUACUCAUUUGUUGGUCAAGGAUUUUCUCACGCCAACCGGAAAUCCGACGAAUGGCAUGGCAGAGCGGUGGCAAUCGCUCCUGCGGCUGAGUGUGAAGUUAGCAAUGGAGUUGUCGCUCAGUCGAGCCCAGACCAGAUUCCUGCAGGCUCGCACCGCGACAAUAUUUCUCCCGUCGGAAUACGAUUCUGUGCUGUUCCUUCCCAGCUAAGCAGCUUUGAUCGUCGACAAAUGGAACACGGUGAAAUUCCUCCGCCUUUGCCAGCAUCGAUUGCACAAUCCGCAUCGAAGGAAUGCGAUGCAUCGCAAAGGAACACUUGUUCGUUGAUUGAAGAGCGGAGCAAGAUCGAGAUAUUCUUUAUGGCGGUGAUUUUGGUUUGCUCUGUUAUUCUGCUUGUGCUUCUUGCACUGAUAUUGGAGCAGAAGUAAGAAUUGACGUAUGGUUUUAUCAGGUUUGGCAAGCCAUCGUGACUCACAGACUGCCAAUAAUCAUGGUUGGUACAUUCAAACUUAAUAAGGAAGUAGAAAUUUAAUUUUGGUGUGC
Phaeodactylum tricornutum CCAP 1055/1 is the source of this 1185-nucleotide messenger RNA. RefSeq lists its product with no specific name. The record is from RefSeq and is a predicted model, not a curated record. NCBI's taxonomy places the organism in Eukaryota, Bacillariophyta, Bacillariophyceae, Surirellales, Neidiaceae. The transcript has a single exon. The coding region runs from base 15 to 1070 and encodes 351 amino acids.